This is a messenger RNA of Carlito syrichta (Philippine tarsier), 930 nucleotides long. It is a transcript of the gene ZGLP1, whose product is annotated as zinc finger, GATA-like protein 1. Gene Ontology annotation, cellular component: nucleus. Bases 1 to 930 code for a protein of 309 amino acids. Gene Ontology annotation, molecular function: zinc ion binding; sequence-specific DNA binding. Gene Ontology annotation, biological process: oocyte development; regulation of transcription by RNA polymerase II; spermatogenesis. The transcript is spliced from 5 exons. The record is from RefSeq and is a predicted model, not a curated record. Lineage: Eukaryota; Metazoa; Chordata; Mammalia; Primates; Tarsiidae.
AUGGAGGUAGCGCCGGUCCCGGACUCGAUGCUACCGGAACUCCUGGCGCCGCGCUGUCUGGACCCGGCUCGGCCCCUGGGAUGCCCCGCCCAGCAAGAGCCCGCGACGCCUGGAUGCCGCAGGCCCAGCAGGAGAGUACCCAGGAAAGGGAGUGACCCACUGCCCCUUUUCCCUAGGUCCCUCUGGCCUGUGUGCCAGGGCUCAGUCGCUGCCCUGCGCUUCCUCCAAGAGACGGCAGAGGGGCUGGCCCAGCCCCCUGCCCAGGACACCCAAGCCCUGGGGCUCUGCCAGGGGUCAAUGGCUCUGAGGACUCAGGGCCCCCUGCCGCUGGACAGGGAUUCCAAGAACAUGCUGGCCCCGAUCAGCCUGGAGCCCAGGGGGACUCUCCCAGCCCCACCCCAGAGAAGGCUUCGGAAGCAGCUAAACCCCCGCCGGGGCGCCGAGAGAGUGGACCCCAGGUUUAAGGGGGUGACUCUGCAGUUUCAGAUCAAGCCAGACUCCAGCCUCCAGAUGGUCGCCACAUACAGCCUGGCCUGCAGUGGCCACUCUCCGGGACCCCCUGCGGGCCCUGCUGGGGGCCCUGAGGCCCACCCUGGAGGCAGCGAGGCCCACGUGGGAGGCAGUGAGGCCCUUGGGGCCCGGCGCUGUGCCUCCUGCAGGACCCAGAGGACCCCACUCUGGAGAGAUGCUGAAGAUGGGACCCCUCUCUGCAACGCCUGUGGGAUCAGAUACAAGAAAUAUGGCACCCGCUGCUCCGGCUGCUGGCUAGUGCCCAGAAAAAGUGUCCAGCCCAAGAGGCUCUGUGGCAGAUGCGGAGUGUCCCUGGACCCUCACCAGAGCCCAGCUCCGGAAAGUUUAGCUGUUCUUCUUCCUGCCGAGUCGGUUCUGCCUCAGUUUCACCGGGGGGAGGAUGGACAGAAGCUCUCCUAG